AUGGCCCCAAGAAAUGCAGGAGAGGUCAAUAACUAUGAGGGCGAUCGACUGGGCCUGGACCAGGUGGAGACCAUGAUUAAUGACACCCCAUCGCAGAAACGUCCACCCAUGAAAAUUGUCUGGCGUAACGUGGUGUUGUUUGUUUUGUUGCACACCGGGGCUCUCUACUCUGUGAUUCUCAUCCCUAGAGCAGCGUGGGCGACACUAGUGUGGAGCAUGUUUAUGUACUGGCUAGCUGCCAUGGGUAUCACUGCCGGAGCUCACCGCCUCUGGUCACACAGAUCCUACAAGGCACGGCCUCCACUUCGAGCUUUCUUAGCAUUUUGUAAUUGUAUAUCUUUUCAGAACUCUGUGUUUGAGUGGUCCCGAGACCACAGGGCCCACCACAAGUACUCAGAGACUGAUGCUGACCCCCACAAUGCCAAGAGAGGCUUCUUCUUUGCUCACAUCGGCUGGCUACUGGUGAAGAAACAUCCGGAUGUCAAAGACAAAGGCAAAUCUCUGGACUUGUCAGACCUCACAAAUGACCCUAUAGUUGUGUUCCAAGAUAGACAUUAUCUCAAGUUGGUGCUUCUCUGUUGUAUCAUCAUGCCCACAGUAGUGCCAGUCUAUGCCUGGGGGGAGAGCUGUUUUGUGGCGUUCUACAUCGCUGUCAUCCUGCGCUACACCCUGGUGCUCAACGCCACCUGGCUGGUCAACAGUGCUGCUCACAUGUGGGGCUCCCGGCCCUACGAUGAACGCAUCAAUCCUGCAGAGAACUACGGCGUUGCCCUCUGCGCCACUGGGGAAGGCUUCCACAACUACCAUCACGUGUUCCCCCACGACUACGCCACCAGUGAAUAUGGCUGGCACUUCAACCUGACCACACUGUUUAUCGACACCAUGCACUUUCUAGGACAAGCUUACGACAGGCGCAAAAUUCCCAUGGAUGUUAUACUCAAGCGGAAAAUGCGGACAGGGGACGGCUCCAGGCGUUAG
This is a messenger RNA of Candidula unifasciata, 978 nucleotides long. The record is from the annotation of a GenBank genome assembly. Lineage: Eukaryota; Metazoa; Mollusca; Gastropoda; Stylommatophora; Geomitridae.